GUUCCGAUUAAUCCGAUGGCGAAAGGGCAAAUCCGUCUGAAGGGUACAGAAUCGCGGCAGUUGGAGGAAGCAUCGUCGCGGGCGUGAGGUGACCCGACACAAAGCCGCAAAACCGAAGGCGCGGUCGUGGUAAAGCAGGCCGGCCCGUCGCCCCCGGUUAGAGUCACCGGCUCCUCCUCCGUGCCCCCUCAUUCCAUGUCAUGUAUGGAGCAUGAUGCUAAUGACAUGUAUGUAGAUAUAUAUCAAGGAUGUGACAUCAGAGGAUUUGAGCACACCAGAGAAAGAUAUAUAGAGCGAAAGAGAGGAGAAGACUAAGAAUAGGAAGUUAUGGAUUCAGAUUUCGGGGUUCCACGGGAGCUGUCGGAGCUCCAGAAGAAGCGAGCUCAGUAUCAUCCUGAGCUUCCACCAUGCCUUCAGGGCAUUACAGUGAGAGUGGAGUUCGGCGAUUCGACAACCUGUGCAGAUCCAUCUAGUACAAAUGUCAUCGGCCGGGCCUUCCCGCACACAUUUGGCCAGCCCUUGGCUCAUUUUUUGAGGGCAACAGCAAAGGUACCUGAUGCCCAGAUCAUCACAGAGCAUCCUCCUAUGAGGGUCGGUGUCCUAUUUUGUGGAAGGCAGUCACCAGGAGGACACAAUGUUGUAUGGGGACUUUAUAAGGCUAUCAAGAUACGCAACCCUGACAGUGUCUUGCUUGGUUUUGUUGGUGGCACUGAAGGUCUAUUUACACAAAAAACUCGGGAAAUCACAGAUGAGGUUCUUGCUACCUACAAGAACCAAGGUGGCUAUGAUUUGCUGGGCCGAACAGUGGAUCAAAUCAGAACUACUGAGCAGGUAAAUGCUGCUAUGACCGCAUGCAAUGAUCUGAAGUUGGAUGGUCUUGUCAUUAUCGGAGGUGUCACAUCCAACUCGGAUGCUGCUCAGCUUGCCGAGACAUUUGCUGAGGCCAAAUGUCCAACAAAGGUGGUUGGUGUGCCUGUUACUUUGAAUGGGGAUCUUAAGAAUCAAUUUGUUGAGACAAACGUUGGAUUUGAUACUGUAUGCAGGGUUAAUUCGCAACUAAUCAGUAAUGUCUGUAUAGAUGCGCAAUCUGCAGAGAAGUAUUAUUAUUUUAUUCGCCUGAUGGGUCGCAAGGUAUCCCAUGUGGCUUUAGAAUGUGCACUUCAAUCUCAUCCUAAUAUGCUCAUCUUGGGAGAGGAGGUGGCAUUGUCAAAACUUACUAUUUUUGACAUUGCAAAGCAAAUUUGUGAUGCAGUUCAAGCCAGAGCAGAGAAAGAAAAGUACCAUGGCGUCAUUCUUAUCCCGGAGGGGCUCGUAGAGAGCAUUCCAGAAUUGUAUGCUCUUUUACAGGAAAUUCAUGGUCUCCACAACCAAGGCAUUUUGACCGACAAAAUUUCUUCUCGUCUUUCACCUUGGGCAUCUGCCUUGUUCGAAUUCCUGCCGCCCUUUAUCAGGAAACAGCUGCUGCUUCAUCCAGAGUCUGAUGACUCUGCCCAGUUGUCCCAGAUCGAGACAGAAAAGCUUCUGGCACAAUUAGUAGAAAAAGAAAUGAACAGAAGGAUGGAAGAAGGCAUAUACAAAGGAAAAAAAUUCAAUGCUAUAUGCCAUUUUUUUGGAUAUCAAGCUCGUGGAUCUGUACCAUCAAAAUUCGACUGUGACUAUGCAUAUGUUCUUGGACACAUCUGCUAUCAUAUUCUAGCAGCUGGUUUGAAUGGAUACAUGGCUACUGCAACGAACUUGAAACACCCUGUGAACAAGUGGCGUUGUGGUGCUGCACCACUCACGGCGAUGAUGACCGUGAAGCGAUACUCGCGUGGUCCUGGAGCUGUUCCUGUUGGAAAACCUGCCAUCCAUCCUUCCACAGUCGACUUGAAAGGGAAAGUAUAUGAGUUGCUGAGACAGAAGGCUCCGAGCUUUUUAAUGGAUGAUUUAUACAGAAACCCAGGGCCACUUCAGUUUGAAGGGCCGGGUGCUGAUGCAAAGACCUACACACUCGCCAUUGAGGAUCAAGAUUACAUGGGCCGGAUGAAGAAGCUUCAGGAGUAUCUUGAUAAGGUGAAGAGCAUUGUGAAGCCUGGGUGUUCACAAGAGGUUGUGAAAGCUGCCCUGAGCUCUAUGGCCUCUGUGACAGAAGUACUAUCAGUGAUGACGACUCCGUCGUUUGGUGGCCAUCAGCCACUUUAACUCGAGGCAACCAUAAUCCACGUAGUUCCCAGUAUCAGACCAUCAGCAGCCAAUCAUUCAUUUACGUAUGUAGUAGAGCUGUAUGUCACGCAAGGCCUCUGGCAGUUUUGGUCAUAGUAAUUUUUUGCUCCAUAAAGCAAGAGUGUAACGUUACUUGCAGAUAUUCACAGUUCCAAUAUCUGUGAAGAACAGUAAUAAGCAGAGGUGGUGCAUAUCCUCUGAAUUGUUUAAACAAUGGUGCACAGUUUAUAUCUGCACAGCUUGUGAUCACUUUCAGAAAGCGUCUUUCUUCUUC
Messenger RNA from Musa acuminata subsp. malaccensis (wild Malaysian banana), 2476 nucleotides. RefSeq names its product pyrophosphate--fructose 6-phosphate 1-phosphotransferase subunit alpha. Lineage: Eukaryota; Viridiplantae; Streptophyta; Magnoliopsida; Zingiberales; Musaceae. Gene Ontology annotation, cellular component: cytosol. Gene Ontology annotation, biological process: fructose 6-phosphate metabolic process; glycolytic process; photosynthesis. Gene Ontology annotation, molecular function: 6-phosphofructokinase activity; ATP binding; diphosphate-fructose-6-phosphate 1-phosphotransferase activity. The record is from RefSeq and is a predicted model, not a curated record.